Toxorhynchites rutilus septentrionalis is the source of this 3224-nucleotide messenger RNA. Its product is annotated as RUN domain-containing protein 1-like. The transcript is spliced from 3 exons. NCBI's taxonomy places the organism in Eukaryota, Metazoa, Arthropoda, Insecta, Diptera, Culicidae. The record is from RefSeq and is a predicted model, not a curated record. The coding region runs from base 565 to 2646 and encodes 693 amino acids.
AGCCCGGUCGGUAGAAAUCUUCGAUACCUUAACCACGCGAGCUGUCAAAAUUACAUCGUUUGUAAACAAAAUGCUCCCCUGUACGCCGGACUCACUCAGCAGUCACUCAAGGCACAUAGGGCACUUUCACAUGUGUUGAGCUCGAAUGGUUUCAUUUUCCCACAGGGUCGGUGGAAAAUGGGAAGGGGAAAACAGAUUUGGGAAAACUGUGGAAAACGUCAAUAGUUUGAAAGUUAUUCCGUUCUCUUGGAUGUGUUUUCUUGGUGAAAUUUUUUCACCUUACUAGAAGUGCACGUUCGAAUUCAUCAAAAUUCGUCAAUUUUUCUCUUGCGAUCCCGACAUCGAGUUUUCUUCCGUAGGAUUCAAUACUGUGGGAGAAAGACUUUGAUCGCCACACAAAGGAGAAGAAAAUUUCCUUUAUUGACAAAUUUGAGAUAUAUUUUCUUCCACCACAUAACGCCACACAAUGCAUCCCAAGAUGCGUGGGAAGACAACAUCUUAAAUGACCUUAUGCCACGAAAAUCUAUUAGACUCGGAAAAAGGUAAUCAUCGCUGCUUUCCAUCAUGUCAACUGAUAUCGAUAUCAGCGAAGUGGAUAGUCGCUUGGAAAAUAUGAGUGAGUAUCGUCGAAAGGAGGCUGACGAAGAGCAUCAAACUUCUACGCUGUUAGUUCACAACCAGCAGCUGUUGAGGAAAGCCAUAUCCGAGGACGAGUUCGAUUUCGACUCAGCGUUCAGCUCGGAGUCCAAUAAUAUGCUUAUGGAUGAAACACUGGAAGAUGCUGCUGCAGACGAAGUCGAGGAUACCGAUAGGUUGAAAUCGUUGGAGGACGAACACGAAGCACUGUCAUCUAACUUGAUGGCCCUUACCUCACAUUUUGCCCAGGUUCAGCUUAGACUGCGACAAAUCUGCGAGGCUUCCCCAGAGGAAAGGGAUGAUUUGCUGAAAAACUUGGAAGAGUUUGCGUUCCUGGGAAUACCCGAGAUGCAACCGAUUUCGGUGAAGAAAACCAUUCCAGAAAUUGAAGCGGAUUUGGAUCAGAGCCCAGAAACGGUGGAAGUUCUUCGAGCGAAGCAACAGGCCCUGAUUGAGCACCUGAAAAAUCAACUAAUGGAUUUAGAGCACUUCGCCUACGAAUCUGGAGCCGAUAUUCUUCCACAAACGAUCCUGCUGGAGAAACAGAAAGUCAUCAUCGAUGAAAUCAAAAGCAAAAUAAAUCUAAAUCUCAGCGAAAUGGAUUUGCCACAGCUAACUACCGAAGAUUUGAGGAAUCAGGUGGAUAUAGCUCUAGACGAGCAGUUGGUUAACCCACUCAAGAUGAAGGAGCAAUUAGUAGCACAGCUCAAGACUCAAAUCCAGGACUUGGAACGUUUCAUCAAGUUCCUGCAAACAAAUGAGAAAGAAGAUAUCAAGAAACGCUUUUUCAAGCAGCAAGAACUGGCCAAAGCGGAAGCGGCCGAACGCGCGGAUGCCAGGGAACGAUCAACUACACGAUCGGUGAACUCCGGUGGUAAGGACUGUGGCUCAACGCAAUCUGCACAGGAGAGUUAUCCCUCUAAAAGAGAAACUUUCAACAGCAAAGCAUUCGGACUGAUGGACAAAGCCGGGACAAUUUUGCAAAUGUUUGCCCUGUCCCAAUUCAACUGUGGAAGCGAGCGUAAUCGGGAAAGUUUCCAGCGUAAUAUCAUGAAACGCUCGAGGGAUAAUUGUUGGGGUGACAUACGGGCAAAGCUAGAGAUCGAUGUUCAGGAAGUGAUUUCUCUAGCGAUGGAGGACGAUUUCCAACACUCGGAAACGGCUAGUCAGUGCGGUGAAAUACGAAACGCUAACAGCCGUAAGAACUACGACCUGACGUUGAUCGUACGGAAGCAGUUGGCGAAAACAAUCCAGGGUUUGAUGCAGCAUGGGCUCCAAGGUGUCGCGGAGAACAGUGGAAGCCUAGUGCCAUUCAUUGCUGGUUGUUUCUCCGGUGGAGAUAAUCAGCAAAAAUUUGGUCAACCCGGUACGGAACGCUUCUAUCAACGUGAUUCAAACAAAGUGGACAGCAGGAGGAAGAGUACCGGUGGCAUGGGGAAAACCGCCGUUGUCCCGCCGAAGCGAUGUUCCAGCUCGGUCGAUGACGAAGAGCUACCGCAGAUGAACCUUUUCACCCAACUAGAAGAGGAAGAUGAUGAGGAGGUGGAGUAUUACAGUAGCGAUGAGACCUGUAUGCAUGCAUGGGAAUUAAUGCUGAUAUACUACAACAUCAAGAAUGGCGAUCGGUACAACUCAACUCCGGCUAGGAAGCUUUCCGAGAGUUUCAAUUUAGAUUUGGCGGAAGGUAGACCUCAGUCCAAUAAGCAGAGUCUGCUGAGUACCAUUGGAUCGAUAAUCGCGUUGCAUCGUCCAUACAAGAGAAGCUAUAAUUCCCAAUUUAAGGCAUUCAUAUGUGCAGCUUUGAACGCCCAGAAACUCACUCAAUGGCUGCAUCUGAUCUAUCAAUGCAAGGAGCUGGUCAGCUCACACUACGCCAGCUGGAGCUACGUGGCAAAUACCGGAUUUCGCGAUGCGUUGAAAACAUUGGACCGACUGACUCAGUAUCGUUUCGAUCUGCCGGUAGAUCUCUCAAUACGACAAUUUAAAAAUAUCAAAGAUGUCUUCAUGUAGAACGAUACUUGGAUGCAUAACACCAAGCAGUGACAAGUCAACCGAGUACUCCCUAGUCUACACUAAUCCCGCAAAACUCUAGUCAAAUAUCAUCUGAAACAGGCACCGAAAGUUCAGCGAUAGCAGUCCAAACAUUCCAUAGCGAGCUUUAAUAAUUCCGCAACCUUCCUUCGUACGUAUGAGCUUAUCAUCUUGACAGCAAAGUCAUCAAUUUACAACAAUCAUUCCAAUAAAAGAUACAUUCCAGACUUCCUCGUACCAGAUGCUUGAGUGCGCUUAAGCCCCUAAUCCAAUUACAUAGAUAGUUGUUGAAUUGUUGUGCUAUGCGGAAAUUACAGUAUAUGCAAAAGAACUAGCAGAAAUUGUUACGCCAGUGAUCAAACAAGAGUGUGUUUCCACGGAAAAUUAAUGUAUCUAUCAAAUUUUAACAAAUAAAAAAAAUAUCCAUAGUGUACAAUAAGCAAGAGCCUCCGGCUGGGAUUGGGCGAAUUAUUGUCUUCAAAAGAACCGUUAUGGAUGGAUCGAUUUAGAACGAUGUGUUGAGAUAUCUAAUAAAGAAACUUUUACGUUUGCAAUCA